Messenger RNA from Aegilops tauschii subsp. strangulata, 1323 nucleotides. The record is from RefSeq and is a predicted model, not a curated record. NCBI's taxonomy places the organism in Eukaryota, Viridiplantae, Streptophyta, Magnoliopsida, Poales, Poaceae.
AUGGAUCGAGUGGAAGGAUUGUUGAAGGGUCUGAAGCUCUCGGAGUCGGAGAGGAAGGGGAGGAAGAUCAACUGGAGUGGAGGAGGAAAGGUGGGGGAUGGGGAACCGCAGGCGAUUGCAAAGUUAUUCUCGGAUAAGCCAGCCAUGGCGGAUGCGUUGGCAGGGGCGCUGGCUAAAGCCUGGUGUCCCAUGAAAGGCCUAGACUGCAAGGACCUGGGAGAUAAUGUCUUCUUGUUCACUUUUCAUCAGCAGUCAGGAAAGAGGAAAGCACUUGAAGAUGGCCCGUGGGAGUUUGGGAAAUCAGUUCUUGUGGUGGAGGACUUUGUGCCAACUAAAACAGUUAAGGAUUAUGAGUUUAGAUGGAUUCCGAUAUGGGUGAGGGUAUUUGACCUUCCCCUGGGCAUGAUCUGUAGGGAUGCGGGGGAGGCAAUCGGUAAUUUCAUGGGAAAGUUCGUGGACGCUGACGUGGGUGUGAAUGGAAUGGCGGUGGGGAAGUACCUCCGAGUGAAGACAAGAAUAGAUAUCUCCGAACCGCUGAUGAGGGGUUUUAUGCGGGAUGAGGGCGAGGAGGAAGCUGCCGAAAGGGAAAAGAGGAUGGGAAGGGAGAAGAAAGAGGAAGAGCUGUGGUGCCGCUUCGAAUAUGAGUUUUUACCAGACUUUUGUUACACGUGUGGCAUGCUGGAUCACAUCGACAAAGACUGCAACAUCAAGUUGGGGAGGGGCGAAAGUCAACAGUAUGGAUCAUGGUUGAAAGCUUACAUUCCAAGGAGAGGCGGGGAAGGCAAUAGAGAUCACAGUGAUCCUCCGCGAAUAACGAGUAAAAACAGUGCGGAUGAAGAGGUUACAAGUCCCCUGAAAGAUGGAAGAGAGGGUGGGAAAAAUACUCAGAACCCAAUAGCUGAGGUGGUAAAGAGAAGCUUAACCUUCGUAGAGGAAGAGAAGAAGGAUGGGAAGGACACAAACAUGAUGGAUCAGAACACAUCGGAGAUUAGUAGGAGUAAUGUAAAGGAAAAGGGGGUACUAGCUGGUGUAGUUGAGGCUCGCAGCAGUGUGAAGGACGGGGUUGGUUUGGCCGAAAUGGGAAAGAAGGGCGAGGGAGGUGGAGACAGAAGGGGUGGGAGAUUCAUGAGGAAAGAGAGGGGGGCUGGGCAGGGGAACCAGGAGAAGCUAGAUGUCCAGGUGGGAGGAAAAAGAGGAGUGGUGCCGAUGGAUGUUGAUGGCAAGGAAGGGGAGAGAACAAAGAAAGCCAAGGUGAAUGAGGAGAACAAAAACACCGGUGAGGUGAACGCGGGGCUGUCGGAACAGCCCUGCAUAAACCAAUGA